AUGGGAGACUGCGUUGCUUCACAUCCUUCCGGCAGGUUUUUGCAGACGUAUACUUCAGUUAUGCCACCUAUGCUUCAAAGUGAUGUUACUGCUUCGUCCAUUUUAUCUUCCAUUUUGAAUAAGCCUAUGCCACCCAUUGGAAUGCAGGGCGAAAACCUACCGUACCGUAUGGCGUCCGGUAGCCGGCUGGGGUUCAGCAAAUGCGUUCUCUUUACCCUCGGCACGGGAACUUGUGCCGGUUACUCGAACGUAGGGACCCCUGAGGCCUUACUGCUUCAACGUGAGUUUCAGAUACGAGAUGAGUAUAACCAACUCUGUCGUGCAGAGGAGGCUCGUCGACGUAUGGAAGAAGAGCGCACUCGGCGAUAUGAGCGGGAAGAGGAGCAGCAAUCGCUAAUCGAAACCGCCAGACAACUGGAGGAGUCGCGUGCGAAACGGGAAGAGGAACAACGACAGCGUCUCCUUGCACAGGAAAGGGAACUGGAAGAAUGGAAGCACGAGCGGGCGAGGGAGUUAGAGCGUGAACGACGCCGGCAUAUUGAAGAGGAAGAGCGAAUGCGUGAGCGACAACAUGAAAGGGCAAUGCAACGGUUGCGUGAGGAGUCAGAGGUACGAAUACAAAGCCAAAAGGAGAUAUCGGAGUGCCACAACGUUGUGGAGCAAACCGUGAAGAGCGCGACCAAUGUGAUGGUGGAGCGAAUAUGUAAUGAGAUGCGUGAGCGCGAACGCGAAUACCGAGCGGAGGCAAACCAGCUACACCAGUCCUACAAGAGCGAAAUAGCCGCACUGCGUCACGACAUAGAAUCCAAACGGCAAAUGAUAGCUAGGAGUGAACAGCAAGCUGCAGAAGCACGGGAAAUAUUUUCCCAGGUAGUGAAUCAACUAAACGAAGUGCGACAAAAACAGGAAUCUUGUUCAAAAUCACGGUCGUCAGAGGAGGCCCUUGCAGACGUGCAUCGGAAGACUGUGGAAGUACUACAACGUACAUUUGAGGAUGACAAGCUGAGCAUGAAACGGUGGUUUGAAGAGGAACUGCGGCGCAUCAACAAUACGCACGAGAGGAUGCGAACUGAGGACGAAGAGAGGUGCAAUUCACAGCUGAGGAUGCUCGAAAGGACAUUGGAAGAACAACAGCAACGGCAGCGAGAGGCUGAAGCGGAUAUUCAGCAAUGGAGGACGAAGGCAGCGGCAGCAACAGCGGCUGCUUCAGAGGAGGCUCGGCUGCGAGAGGAGUUGCGUACUGUUAGGAAGCAGCUACAAGACGCAUUGGCGUCCCAGCAACGUUUGGAACGACGUGCUACGGAUUCCGAACGGACAGCUGGUGAAGCACGGAAUGCACUUCACACUUUGCAGGGUGAGCUCGAGUCAUUAUCGGCUAAGCAGAGUGCGGAAUUACGUGUGUUACGUGAGGAGAAGCAAGAGUUAGUUGAUGAAAUUGCACGUGCCAAAGCGGCCCAUGAAGGUGAGAUUCAGCGUAUGCGUGGGGACAUGCACAACGCUGACAGCACUGCAGCACACGAACUGUCCAGAGACUUUGAAUCGGUUUACAAACGAAUGAAUGAACACCACGAAGAGGCUCGCCGGAUUUUAGAGGGGGAAAAGGGACAAGUGGUGAAACAACUUCGUGAGUCUGAGAGACAACUGGAGAUGACAAAGCGGGAGUUAGCACAACAACGAGAGAAAAUUGAGGAAGUGAGACGUGAAAGCGAGCGGAUGUGGAGUCAGCGCCUUUCGGAGAAGGACCGUACCGCAAAAGAACUUCAAGGUGUUGUUGAAGAGUUACGGCGGGAGCAAUGUGGUGCUGCACAAAUUACGGCGGAAAACCUAGGACUCAGGCAACAACUGGAGAAGCAGCGACAGGACUUUGAGGCAUCCUUACAGUCCAGGGAUCGCGAUAUCCAAAGACUUCGUCACGAACAGGAGGAAGCACUGCAACGUGCUGCAGGAAUAAACGAGGGGUUAAGUAACUCGCAGCGAAUGCGUGAUGAAGAGGAACGACGGCUGAAACGUCUUCUUGAGGAAGCAGCGAUCAGAGAGAAGGAGUUGCAAGGUGAGGUUGACGAUGCAAAGAAAAAUUCCCGGUCCUGGAAGGAACACUGUGAGCAGCUUCAGGCUCAAGCAGCUGCUGCCCUGUCCGUUGGUAAUAGUAGCAUGGAGGCAUUGCUUCGCGAAAAAGAUUGCGAAGUUGACCGGAUGAAAACUGAACUAGCGCGCCAAACUAAAGAGAGAGAGUCACUGACCCACCAGUUACUGGAAGCUUGCGCAACUACUAAAUCAUUGGAAAAAGAGCUCAUGGAGAAGCAAACAUUAAUUAUGAGCUUAAAUUCAGAUAUUUCAACUCUGAGACAAGCGGUGCAGAUGAAGAGUACGCAGGUAGAAGGGAACAUCGUUCAUCUAUCAUCAGCCCCGUCGAUUUCUGGAGUGGCGCCGCAAACAAGCCCGAUGUCCGUUAGAAGCCGCAUUCUUGCUUCUUUGUCCCCACCGCGAGCGCAAGAAAUUACCGUCUCGAAAAAUACGUUAGAUGUUGUGAAACCCGCAGCGGGUGUGUCACUUGCAACUCCUCUCUCAAUUCAACCAGUUGCAGUCAACCCACCCCCUAACAAGCAAACACCACUGCUGACGCCGCUGGCUCCCACGCUCUUGACAAGGGAACUCGAGAACUCCUCAGCUCCGUCUAUUCUGCCCUUGCAGUCACCUGUGCCAGUGGCACCGCAGCUUAAUCCGGAAUCUGUUGGAGGCUUGCCGACUCAUUCGACAACUUCUCCCCCACAGGUUCAAGUGGUGCCGGCUACACCGAGUCGUUUGCCGCUCCCUCCACAGGUGUCACCGCAGCUAUCGACAGGUAACAACAUCGUAGUUGCUUCUAAUCCCGUAAAUUUGCGACUGGAGCAACUGCCCACACCUGUUCCUUUGCCGCCUGAAAUUGCAACGGCCCCCCUGCUCGUUUCUGCCGUUGGUGGCGCGGUUGCUGCGGUUCCUGCCCCGGUGCCAUUGCCUGUACCGCCGUUGCUCAACAGCAAUGUAGCACCACCAGUAAACACAGAUUUCGCUGGGGUUGCGGUUGCGCCAGUUGUGUAG
Molecule: messenger RNA, 3078 nt
Organism: Trypanosoma brucei brucei TREU927
Lineage: Eukaryota; Euglenozoa; Kinetoplastea; Trypanosomatida; Trypanosomatidae
Gene: Tb927.8.780
Exons: 1
Coding region: 1-3078 (1025 amino acids)
Source: RefSeq, a predicted model, not a curated record